CCUCAAGAGAGACCCACCAUCUAUUCCCAUUUUCCCCUAAACUGGAGAGCAUUUCUUCAAGUUCUGUUCCGCCGCAGCCCACUCGAAAAAUGUCAGACUAUCUUCCAAACGAGGUCAUCAUCGAUAUCUUGAAGAGACUGCCUGCGGAUUCACUCAUCAGAUGCAGAUGCGUUUGCAAGUCAUGGUACUCUCUAAUCUCCACUCCUCAUUUCAUCACCAACCACCUUAAUUUUAAUCUUUCCAAACCCAAAACCCAACACCAACUUCUCUUUCGCCAUUUCGACCAUAAUCUCCACAAACACCGCAUCACUCUGCACUCCUCCAAUGACCCAUUUCCUCGCAACCAUUUCUCCAAGUACCUUAAAUAUAGCUUCUUAGCCAUUCAUAUAAGUCACCUUUGUCUCGACCGCGAAGUAGAAGAUAAAGGCGGUUUCUUCGCAUACCCAUCAGAUUUCGUUGAGUUAGAUUGCUCAUACGAACGCAUCAACCAAAUUUCAACAAUUGUAGGCUCAUCUAACGGCUUACUUUGUCUCACAGAUCGAUAUCGAAACGAUUCCCAAUAUCAAAAUCUCUAUGUUCUCUGGAACCCUUCUAUUCAUAAAGCGAUUUUCCUUCAGGAACCUGACUUCAGAUUAAAUUCUAACCGUCACUAUGCACUUUCUCACGGGUUUGGAUAUGAUCCUGCAACUGAUGAUUAUAAAUUGGUGAGGGUUGUGUACGUUGAUGGCAGUGUUCCGCCUCAGGUUGAGAUGUACACCCUUCGCAGUGGCGGGUGGCGAUACCUUACUGCCUCCGGUCCUGCCAAUGUAAUUGCUGACCGGACCUUAUCGGUUUUCAUGAAUGGAGUGGUUCACUGGCUGGCUCAAACUUCAAAUGGUGAAGGAAAUAUUCGAAAUUUGAUUGUGGUGUUUGAUAUUGGACAUGAGGUAUUUGAUGAAAUGCCUGUGCCUAAGAGUUUGGAAGGGAUGGAACAUUUGAACAUGGAAGUUGCUGCGGUUGAUGGGUUGCUUGUGCUUGUCCCGUGUAAUGGAAAUGUGGGGGAGGAAUCUUAUAGCAUUUGGGUGAUGAGAGAGUAUGGAGUAGUGGAAUCUUGGACUAAGAUAUUGGAUAUUGACGUUGGAGUAGGAUUAAGGAGGGUGGUAGGUUUUACAAAGAAUGGUGAAGUUCUAGUGAUAAAGGAUGGAAAUUUGCUUUCUUAUGAACCUAGUAGCCAAGAAAUUUUCAAUCCUCACAUUCGAAGUCGAACUGAGUCCUUUUAUUUGAAUACUUAUGUGGAGAGCCUUGUUUUGCUGAAUGGAGCAGAUGGAGAGUGAGAAGGCAGGUUAAUUCGUCUAGUGUUUGUGAGGGCAAAUUGAUCAGCUGUGACUAAGCAUGAAAUGAUGAAAAGGUAACCUAUUGAUAAUAGACUGCAGUGGUUUAUGGUUUAUUGGAUUUGCUUAAACUCUUCUCAUGUUAUAUAUAGAACUGUAUCAAUUUUUAUUUAUUUUAUUUUAUGAGAAAGAGUUGUAUCAAAACUCCAAAGUAAAUAAAUCAAAUAUAUCAUCUAAGUUCAUUUUUGUUA
Molecule: messenger RNA, 1561 nt
Organism: Quercus robur (English oak)
Lineage: Eukaryota; Viridiplantae; Streptophyta; Magnoliopsida; Fagales; Fagaceae
Product: F-box/kelch-repeat protein At3g06240-like
Exons: 2
Coding region: 90-1313 (407 amino acids)
Molecular function (GO): protein binding
Source: RefSeq, a predicted model, not a curated record